CAAGCAAGCAAGCACUGCAAACUGAGACUAAAGUAAGGCGAAGCCAGCAGGGCGAGGCAGGAGGCACAGGGGUGACGAGAGCAUCGAUCAGGAUGGCCACCAGAAGGAGCCGAAGAGGAGCCGACGGCCAACCUACACCAGACAUCGCAGAAAAAGUUAUAGACGCCACGGACGAAGAGCAAAGCAGCGACGACGAGGCGCCGGAGGAGGUCAGCGCCGCGGCGGCAACCGCUCUUGCCGGUCGCCGCCGAAAGGCGGAGCACCAGGCGCGCCAGGCGGCCGCCGCUCCGAAGAGGAAGCGAGCGCGGACAUCCUCGUCUUCGAAAGCCGUUGAUGACGGCGGCGGCGACAAGAAGGCCUCGUCCGGGGAAGGUGAGCCGGCAGACGGGCUCGAGCUCCCCUCGGACUUGCUGCUGAGGGUCAAGUCCGGUGGGUUGCAGCGCAUGGAAGCGGACGUGUUGGAGGCGGAGGAGCAGGCGGAGGCGGCGGCGGCGGCAGCGGCGGCGACCGCACCGGGCGGAAGGAGGAAGGCGAGAGCCAAGGCUGGGGAUGCCUCGCGGAGCGACAAUUUCCGACUGGUGGUGUUGGACGAGGAUGACGGUGGCGAUGAUGCCGAUGCUGAGAGUAAGGCCCACGCCGCGGAAAGUGCCAAGAACUUUCUUCGCGACCGCUUGGGGAGCCGGAAACGAGUCAGCCAUAGCUUGUUCAAAGCUCGCAAGCGGCUCGGCCCUUCGCCGAAUUUCUGAUCCCACGUUUUAUCUCGUCUCACUUUCAGUGUACUCUGCCGUUGAUUUAGUUGUAAAUGUCCGUUCGCAGCUGUUUAUUCCGUCGCUCCUUUGGCACCCUACACAGGCGCAGGUUUGACUUUCCCUGAGAUUGUCCAUGAAAAUGAAUCAGCCUGCUCAAACCUCUUUCGCGGGUGAAAAGUCGUGCGGCUUGGAUAGGGUUUCAGAGUUUUGUUCACUCGUUUCAUUGUGGUGAUACAUACACCUGCAGGUCAAGCAUAUCUUUUGGGGGGGGGUAUAGUGAUAGACCACGUCGACCGCUCUUUUGGACAAGGUGUGUAGCAGUGGCUGCCGGUGCGGUGAUUGCUGGCGCCCAGUGUAGCCGUUCACGCCUAGGCGGGGCGAUGCAUGCCAUCCGGGAGGAACUAAGUGGCAGUUGACACGGCAACACGAAACGAACAACAACUUCGAACACCAACAAUUGUUGUGUGCCCGUCUAGGUACCGUAGUCGGUGGGUUUCAGUGAGGAAGAGAGGGUUUAGUCAUGUUACGGAAGCGUGCGUUCAGCACAUUUCCAUUUGCGUCAACUAUGUGCUUCAGUGCACAUGUUUUUUAUGGUUUUUGAAAAGGGGUGUGAUGUGAAAUGUCGCCUCACUGAUGUCACGUCCUACCGUACAAUGUCCAUUGAUGUGCGUAGUUGAAUGGCUUGCGUGAUCGGCCAACUAUUGUUCUUGCUUGCGCAUGUCGAAUUUUUCUCUCUGACAGAGAACUCCGCCUUCGUUCGUGCUCGCCAUGCACGCCACCACGGCAACGUUGGUGUAGCAAGCCUUAAGCCUUGUGGCGGCGUUAUGCUGGCACAAACUAACGCCUACCUUAACUUCCUCUUUUCGGUCGGGAAGCGAAUGGCAAACGAUGUUUUCGAGCCCGAGCAAGUACCUUCGCU
Molecule: messenger RNA, 1668 nt
Organism: Ectocarpus sp. CCAP 1310/34
Lineage: Eukaryota; Phaeophyceae; Ectocarpales; Ectocarpaceae
Source: the annotation of a GenBank genome assembly